CUUUCCACAGCACCACACAAAACUCUUGCACCAGAUGUUGAAGUGAUAACGCCGAACGGAUUUACUUACAAGCAACCGACAGGACUUUUUAUCAACAACGAGUUCAUCAAGUCCCAAAGCGGCAAGACCAUAGCAGUUGAGGAUCCUUCUACGGAACAGACCAUUGUCGAAGUUGAGUCUGCUAGCCCGGAUGACGUGAACUAUGCAGUGGACUGUGCAGAGGCUGCUUUCAACUCUGGUUGGGCUACUUGUGAUCCACGUACUAGAGCUCUUCAUCUCUUUAGACUCGCAGAUUUGGUAAGCGAAAGAAAGGAAAUGAUUGCGUCUAUCGAAUCUAUGGAUAAUGGUAAAGCAUUGGCCUCUUCUCGCGCCGACGUUAACAUUGUGAUCAACUAUUUGAGAUCAGCGGCUGGAUACGCUGACAAAUUGAACGGCAGAACCAUCGAUACAGGCGAUGGAUACAUGAACUACACUUUAAGGGAGCCAAUUGGUGUAUGCGGUCAAAUCAUUCCAUGGAAUUUCCCAUUGAUGAUGUUGUCAUGGAAAAUAGCGCCAGCACUUGCCGCGGGUAACACGGUCGUUCUAAAACCAGCCUCUCCAACUCCACUAAAUGCCCUUUAUUUCGCGUCUCUGUGUAAGGAGGCUGGAAUCCCGGCAGGUGUUGUCAACAUUGUGCCUGGACCCGGUAGAUCGGUUGGUGACACUAUCACCAAUCACCCGAAAAUUAGAAAGGUGGCCUUUACAGGUUCAACUCAAAUUGGUAAGGAUAUCGCGGUCAAGGCAGCGAUGUCAAACUUAAAGAAGACGACGUUGGAACUUGGUGGUAAAUCUGCGCAUUUGGUUUUUGACGAUGCAAACCUUCAAAAAACCCUCCCGAAUCUCGUGAACGGAAUUUUCCUGAAUGCUGGUCAAAUUUGUUCUUCUGGCUCGAGAAUUUACGUUCAAGAAGGCAUUUAUGACAAACUAUUGACCGCUUUUAAGAACUAUGUGGAACAAAAUAUCAAAGUCGGAUCUCCCUUUGACGAGUCAAACUUCCAAGGUGCUAUCAACAACAAAUCGCAACUCGAAACAAUUUUAAAUUAUAUUGACAUCGGUAAAGCGGAAGGUGCUAAAGUUUUAACUGGUGGUGAACGGUGUGCCGGAAACGGAUUUUUCGUCAAGCCCACCAUCUUCUACGAUGUCAAAGAGGAUAUGAGAAUUGUCAAUGAGGAGAUUUUUGGUCCAGUGGUGACAAUCUCCAAGUUUAGGACUACUGAAGAAGCCGUGAAAAUGGCUAACGACUCUGAGUUUGCUCUUGGUGCCGGUAUCGAAACUGAAAACCUUUCUACAGCAUUAAAAGUUUCCAAAAUGCUCAAAGCCGGCACUGUCUGGGUGAACACUUACAAUGACUUUGACUCAUCGGUUCCAUUUGGUGGUUGUAAACAGUCUGGUUAUGGAAGAGAAAUGGGGGAAGAGGCCUUUGAAUCGUACACACAGGUCAAGGCAGUCAGAAUCAAGCUAGAUUAA
Molecule: messenger RNA, 1506 nt
Organism: Lachancea mirantina
Lineage: Eukaryota; Fungi; Ascomycota; Saccharomycetes; Saccharomycetales; Saccharomycetaceae
Source: the annotation of a GenBank genome assembly